This is a messenger RNA of Paramecium octaurelia, 907 nucleotides long. The record is from the annotation of a GenBank genome assembly. Lineage: Eukaryota; Ciliophora; Oligohymenophorea; Peniculida; Parameciidae.
AAUGAAUCAACCAUUGGUUCUUGAUUAAGGAGGACAUGUCGGAGCAACUUUGCAUUUCCAACGACACAUCUUGUAUUGGAAAAGAUGGACAAUCUUCUAAUUCUUUUUUUUGAUCCUCUCGACCUUACUUGGAGUUUGCUACAUCUCAGAGAACAAUUAUCACAUCAAUGGCGAUUAUGUGCCAAUUAUUGUGGGUGCACAAAACCUUGUUCAAAUAGUUGUGUAUUUGAGAUGGAGAUGGGCCAUGAAAAACAAAGUAUUUUUAUAUUUUCAUCCAUAGAAUAACCUAAUAAAUUGCGCUGGAUACUUAAACCAAUAGCAAGUGGUCAAUUAAGGAUGGUUUGAAGAAGUCGACAUGCAUUAUUGUAUAAGUUAUACACCUAAAUAGAGAUUACAGGUAUACAAUCUACUCGAUUGAUUUCAAAAUGCAAUUACAAUUAGGGUACUUCUUUCGAAUUCAUGUAAAUACUGUCAAAUAACUUAGAUGUAUUCAAACUAUUUCUUUUUCAUUCCGAUAUUUUUCUGGCUGGCAGCCAUUGUCUUAACUAUUCUUUACUUCGAUUAAACACGCAUUUAUCAAUGGCAGUAUUUGACAUUCAUCGUCAUAACAUCCUUCAUCACAGGCUUUGAUCUCGUUGCACUGUUCACAUUUCCAUUUUACUAUUUUCCAAAAUCCAUUUUAAAUUAUUGCAGACGAAAAAAACACAUUAAGCCCUACAAUCCUAGUUCCUUCGAUUAGUCAACUUCCCAAUGUGCUAUUUGCCUCAAUGACUACCAAAAGGGUGAAAUUGUAUACAUCCUCCCUUGCAAUUCUAAACACUACUUCCAUCAACAGUGCAUCUAAAAUUGGAUUCAAUACUAAUCAAUUUGCCCUUUUUGUAGAGCAGAAUUUAUCUAUUUAGAAUGA